CUCGAGGUUAGGAUAGCGAGAGGCCGAAUACGGGAUCAAUUCGACCAAUUCCCACGACAAACCACCUCAAUCUGACCUUCCACGACUCGCCCAACAUGGUCGGCUCCAUCCUCCGCCAAUUCUUUUCCCCGGCGACACGCCGUCCCCUCACCACAGCCCUCUCAACACCACCAAGCCGAGUCAUCCAACCAACCCUCCGAACAUUCACAACCUCCGCACCCCGCGCAUUCGCUCCCACAACAGCUCGCCCAGCUACAUUGAACCAAGUCCUCCGCGGUAUCCGAAAGGGAAAGCGCGCACGCCACGCUGUCUCUCCUGCUCUGUCCAACACAAACUGUCCCGCUCUGAAAGGCGUCUGUCUGCGUGUUGGUGUUGUUCGACCCAAGAAGCCCAACUCCGGUGAGCGAAAGACUGCUCGUGUGAAGCUUUCUACUGGAGCUGUUGUUACGGCGUAUAUUCCUGGUGAGGGACACAAUAUUCAGCAGCAUAGUGUUGUAUUGGUACGAGGAGGACGUGCACAGGAUUGUCCUGGUGUGAGAUACCAUCUUGUUCGAGGAGCUCUGGAUCUGGGUGGUGUUGCGAGCCGAACAACAAGUCGAAGCAAGUACGGCACCAAGAAGCCAAAGAAGGCCACAGUUGGUUAAACAAUUUUACAUACGGAAUCAAAUGGACGAAUUAGGUUAAAAGAUGGCAAAGCGAUGAUACAAGACAUGUGUCAAAACCAAUAGACCUGGCUGCGGCCAUGUAAUGAUAUUGUACACUAUUUCAAGCAUUUAAGAAAGCAUUCAAAUGAUCCCAGA
Fusarium redolens is the source of this 800-nucleotide messenger RNA. RefSeq lists its product as uncharacterized. The transcript has 2 exons. Gene Ontology annotation, biological process: translation. The record is from RefSeq and is a predicted model, not a curated record. Gene Ontology annotation, molecular function: structural constituent of ribosome. The coding region runs from base 96 to 644 and encodes 182 amino acids. Gene Ontology annotation, cellular component: small ribosomal subunit; ribosome. Lineage: Eukaryota; Fungi; Ascomycota; Sordariomycetes; Hypocreales; Nectriaceae.